Messenger RNA from Lottia gigantea (owl limpet), 171 nucleotides. RefSeq lists its product as hypothetical. The record is from RefSeq and is a predicted model, not a curated record. Gene Ontology annotation, cellular component: nucleus. Gene Ontology annotation, molecular function: RNA polymerase II cis-regulatory region sequence-specific DNA binding; DNA-binding transcription factor activity, RNA polymerase II-specific. NCBI's taxonomy places the organism in Eukaryota, Metazoa, Mollusca, Gastropoda, Lottiidae. Gene Ontology annotation, biological process: regulation of transcription by RNA polymerase II; sex differentiation. The transcript has a single exon. The annotation marks the transcript as partial.
AGGAAACCCAAAUGUGCUCGCUGCCGGAAUCAUGGGAUGGUAUCGUGGUUAAAAGGACAUAAACGACACUGCGGUUUUAAAGACUGCGAUUGUGCGAAAUGUAAUUUGAUUGCGGAAAGACAGAGAGUGAUGGCCGCACAGGUCGCACUCAAACGCCAACAAGCCGCAGAA